UGACCGAUAGAUUUCUCCUCACAAAUGCUGUAGAUUUGUAUGGAAGUCAUCUCAGACUCCCAGCGGCCAGCAGCCCAGCAGUCGGAAAAAAAAUACUAGAACAGAUUUCUCUCUCUCUCUCUCUCUCUCUCUCUUUACCCAGUGCUUGGAAACCUGAAUCGUAAUCGAAAUUGAAGUCUUAAUCGAAGAAUGGAGAGAGGAGGGAGAAAGAAGACGCACGCUUGGGUAAUGGUAGGGCUUCUACUGCUGAGCUUCUUCGCGGGCGACGUCUCGGCUCUCUCCGUGACCGUAAACGACGUCGAAUGCGUCUCCGAGUUCGUGUUCUAUGAGGGCGACUCCGUCUCCGGAAACUUCGUCGUCGUCGAUCACGACAUCUUCUGGAGCUCCGACCACCCCGGCAUCGACUUCAUCGUGUCGUCUCCUGCAGGUAACGUGGUGCACUCGGUGAAGGGGACAUCCGGUGACAAGUUUGAGUUUAGGGCCCCAAGUAGCGGAAUGUACAAAUUUUGUUUCCAUAAUCCUCACUCAACACCAGAGACUGUCUCCUUCUACAUACAUAUCGGCCACAUCCCCAAUGAACAUGACCUCGCCAAAGAUGAGCAUUUGGACCCCAUUAAUGUUAAAAUUGCUGAGCUGAGGGAGGCAUUGGAAUCUGUUACAGCGGAACAGAAGUACUUGAAAGCUCGUGAUGCUCGUCAUCGUCGUACAAAUGAGAGCACUCGGAAGCGUGUUAUAUUUUACACACUGGGAGAGUACAUUUUGCUAGCUAUUGCAAGUGCACUUCAAGUCGUGUAUAUACGCCGCUUGUUCAGCAAGUCAGUCGGAUACAACAGGGUCUGAGGCAUGACAUCAAAAUUACGUUUCUUGCUGUUUUUAUUUCAUAGUCCAGAGAACAAUAUGGAAAAAUUCUGGUCAUUUGUUGAACCAAAGUUUUGCCAGUCUGAGAGUGUCGAAAAACAAUGAUGACUGUUUUUCUCUUCUUGCAAUUUUCAACACACCUGUUUACUGA
This is a messenger RNA of Rhododendron vialii, 1009 nucleotides long. RefSeq names its product transmembrane emp24 domain-containing protein p24beta3. The transcript is spliced from 4 exons. Gene Ontology annotation, cellular component: endoplasmic reticulum; endoplasmic reticulum-Golgi intermediate compartment; COPII-coated ER to Golgi transport vesicle. Bases 190 to 840 code for a protein of 216 amino acids. The record is from RefSeq and is a predicted model, not a curated record. Gene Ontology annotation, biological process: intracellular protein transport; endoplasmic reticulum to Golgi vesicle-mediated transport; Golgi organization. Lineage: Eukaryota; Viridiplantae; Streptophyta; Magnoliopsida; Ericales; Ericaceae.